AUGCUGGGUAACUUCAUAGCUGCUGUGCCCUCUCACCGCUGUGACCUCAGCACUCUGGAUGAGGAGGGUGUCUUUGGGAAUCUGACCCAGGAGCAGAGACUGACUGUCACUAUUCCAGUACAGGAAGAUGGGACUCCAAGCUCCUGCAAGAUGUUCCCAGAACCCCAGUUCAACCUCCUGUCCAACUCCAAUGACAGUGACCUAGCUACAGUCCCCUGGCUAAAUAAGGCGACGGCCACCAUCUUCUUCUUGGGAGUGAUGUUCGGAGCAAUGACCUUUGGUAGUCUGAGUGACAGUUUUGGUAGGAAGACCAUGCUCCUGGUGUCCUAUAUCUCUGGCAUGCAGUUUGGUGUUGCCAGUGCUUUCUCCACCUCCUUCAUAAUGCUUGCUGUGCUCAGGUUCUUCACUGGGUUCGGCAUCACUGGCAUCGUCAUCAUCUCAUCAGUACUCAGUGUGGAGUGGGUGGACAUUGAGCACAGAAAAUUAGUGGGAGUGAUUGACAGCCUGUCCUGGACGUUUGGUAACUCCAUGAUUCCAGCCAUAGCCUAUUGUGUGAACGACUGGAGACAGCUGACCAUAGUGGUCACCUCACCUCUCGUCCUGGCCAUACUCACAUGGAGGUGGAUUCCUGAGUCAGCCAGGUGGCUCAUAGCCAAUGGGAAGUUUGAGAAAGCAAACUUUUAUUUGCAACAAUGUGCCCAGAUUAACCAGAAGCAAGAGUUUGCAUCCGAAAUUACACCAGAGACGCUGUCCAGUAUCAUUGUGACAGAGAGAAAAGACAGAACCUACUCCUACCUGGACUUGGUCAGAACCCCAAAGAUGAGGAGACUGGCUCUACUCACAGGCAUAGUGUGGUAUGGUGUGGCUUCAACAUAUUAUGGCAUUAGCUUCAACAUCACUGGAUUUGGGCUCAACAUAUAUCUAACCCAGUUUGUGUAUGGUGCCAUAGAACUCCCAGUCACACUAUCAGUGUACUUAAUACCUUCUGGAUAAGGUGGGUAGGAGAAACACAGAAGUAGGAUCUCUGCUAGGAGCUGGAAUCUGUCUCGCUAUUAAUAUUUUCCUACCCAGAGGUGAGUGCUUUUUUUU
Oncorhynchus gorbuscha (pink salmon) is the source of this 1089-nucleotide messenger RNA. RefSeq names its product solute carrier family 22 member 7-like. NCBI's taxonomy places the organism in Eukaryota, Metazoa, Chordata, Actinopteri, Salmoniformes, Salmonidae. Gene Ontology annotation, cellular component: membrane. The coding region runs from base 1 to 993 and encodes 330 amino acids. Gene Ontology annotation, molecular function: transmembrane transporter activity. The record is from RefSeq and is a predicted model, not a curated record. Gene Ontology annotation, biological process: transmembrane transport. The transcript is spliced from 7 exons.